AUGGAAGGAAGUGAUCACAGGCAUGUUACCCAUGAGAAUAAGGGAACAAACGAGCAGAGAAAUGAAAAUAAAGCAUAUGUACCCAUGGGAGAUGCUCAGUACACACCUUAGUAAGUCUUGGAGAUGGAGGCAAACAAAGAGGGCAAAUAUGAUGAGGAUGGAUUCUUUGUUCUUCCCAAAGGAGACUUCAUCGAUCCUUAUGGCUAUUAUUUCGAUGAAGAGGGAUACGAUGAUUUCGGAGGCUAUUAUGAUGAUGAUGGAUACUAUGUCCCAGGCGAGGAAUAUCAUGACGAGUACUAUGAAAAGUAUGAUGUUGAUCAUUAUAUUCCUGAAUCACUUGAGGAGGAAGCUCAAAGACUGGCUCCUUUCACAGAGCAUGUGUACCCUGCCAUUCAAUGGUUGAAUGAACAGGCUGCUGAUAAAAAGCAUGUUGUAUAAAUCCAAGGUCUCGCAGUUGGCCUAAUAGAAGAUUAAGUCGCCAAGUUUGUCAAUACAAGAAUCCCAGAAAUCUCUGAGUCCGGCAAAUUGACAUACCUUAAAGACCCCAAAUAUAAAUCAUCAGGAGUGGCAUACUUUACAUCAACAAACAAAGAAAAAGUUAUUAGCUUGCUGAAACUUCAUAAUACAUUCUACGCUGGCAAAUACAUCAAGACCUACCUUAUGGGCUACCCCUACGAUUCAGAUGAAUACUCUGAACACAUGUAUGAUAACUUCAAGGGAUAGAAAAUGCUUGACGAAGAUUACUAUGAUGAAGAAGUCGAUUUGGUUGAGAAAUUAGAUGAUCAGGGAGAAGAAUUCACUGGGUAGAAAAAUAUAAAGCCAGAAGGAGAAAUAAAGGUAGAUGGUGAAUAUUAGAUUACGAAAAUGAAGAAAAAAGCAUAAUGA
Messenger RNA from Stylonychia lemnae, 885 nucleotides. The record is from the annotation of a GenBank genome assembly. Lineage: Eukaryota; Ciliophora; Spirotrichea; Sporadotrichida; Oxytrichidae.